AACUGUGGUACGUGGCUCGCUGUGCGUGGGGGCGAAGGCCCGGGUCAAGGUGCAAACCCGGCGCAAGAUGGCGGCGGUGGCGGCCAUGGCGGCGCGGAGGAGCCGGUCUCGAAUGGUUUUGGUGCUGGCGUAUCUAGGGGUCUUCCUGGGGAUCGCCUUUGCUGUGGACAGAAGCAACUUUAAGACCUGUGAAGAGAGUUCUUUCUGCAAGAGGCAGCGAAGCCUACGGCCAGGCCUCUCUCCAUACCAUGCCCUGCUGGACUCUCUGCAGCUUGGGCCUGAUGCCCUCACGGUCCAGCUGGUCCACGAGGUCACCAAGGUGGUGUUGCUGCUGGAGCUACAAGGGCUUCAGAAGAACAUGACUCGGAUCAGGAUUGAUGAGCUGCAGCCCCUGCGGCCCCGGUACCGGGUGCCUGAUGUCCUAGUGGCCGAUCCCCCAACAGCUCCGCUUUCUGUCUCUGGCCAUGAUGACAACAGCAUGGAGCUGACAGUGGCUGAGGGUCCCUACAAGGUCAUCUUGACUGCACGGCCCUUCCGCCUGGACCUGCUGGAGGGCCGCAGCCUUCUGCUCAGCGUCAACGCCCGGGGCCUGCUGGAAUUUGAGCACCAGAGGCUUCGAAGGGUCCCUUUCUCGGAUAAAGUUAGUCUCACGCUCGGUAGCAUGUGGGAUAAGAUCAAGAGCAUUUUCUCUAGGCAAGGAGCAACGGACCCCGCUGAGGGCGACGGGGCCCAGCCCGAGGAUGUGGCUGGGGACGGAGACAAGCCAGAGACCCAGCAGACGGCAGAGAGAGAGGAGCCAGGGGCCUGGGAAGAGAUGUUCAAGACUCACUCGGACAGCAAGCCCCACGGCCCCACGUCUGUGGGCUUGGACUUCUCCCUGCCGGGCAUCGAGCACGUGUACGGGAUCCCUGAGCAUGCAGACAGCCUGCGGCUGAAGGCCACUGAGGGCGGGGAGCCAUACCGCCUGUACAACCUGGACGUGUUCCAGUACGAGGUGGACAACCCCAUGGCCCUGUAUGGCUCUGUGCCUGUGCUGCUGGCUCACAGCCCUCACCGUGACCUGGGCAUCUUCUGGCUCAAUGCCGCCGAGACCUGGGUUGACAUCUCUUCCAACACAGCAGGAAAGACCUUGUUUGGGAAGAUGCUGGACUACCUGCAGGGCUCCGGAGAGACCCCGCAGACAGACGUGCGCUGGAUGUCGGAGAGCGGUAUCAUUGAUGUCUUCUUGCUCCUUGGGCCCUCUGCCUUCGAUGUCUUCCAGCAGUAUGCCAGCCUCACAGGGACCCAGGCAUUGCCCCCGCUCUUCUCCCUCGGCUACCACCAGAGCCGCUGGAACUACCGGGACGAGGCUGAUGUGCUGGAGGUGGACCAGGGCUUCGAUGACCACAGUCUCCCCUGUGACGUCAUCUGGCUGGACAUCGAGCACGCUGACGGCAAGCGGUACUUCACCUGGGACCCCAGCCGCUUCCCGAAGCCCCGCAGCAUGCUCGAGCGCCUGGCUUCCAAGCGGCGGAAGCUGGUGGCCAUCGUGGACCCCCACAUCAAGGUGGACUCUGGCUACCGGGUCCACGAGGAGCUGCGGGACCAGGGCCUGUACGUGAAGACCCGGGAUGGCUCCGACUAUGAGGGCUGGUGCUGGCCAGGUUCUGCUGGUUACCCCGAUUUCACCAAUCCCAGGAUGAGAGCCUGGUGGGCCAACAUGUUCAGCUUUGACAACUAUGAGGGUUCUGCUCCCAACCUCUAUGUCUGGAAUGAUAUGAACGAACCGUCUGUGUUCAACGGGCCUGAGGUCACUAUGCUGAAGGAUGCCCAGCACCACGGGGGCUGGGAGCACCGUGACAUCCACAACAUCUACGGCUUCUAUGUGCACAUGGCCACUGCGGACGGGCUCAUUCAGCGCUCAGGGGGCGUUGAGCGCCCCUUUGUCCUGAGCAGGGCGUUCUUUGCUGGCUCCCAGCGCUUUGGGGCUGUGUGGACCGGGGACAACACUGCCGAGUGGGACCACUUGAAGAUCUCCAUCCCCAUGUGCCUCAGCCUGGGGCUGGUGGGACUUUCCUUCUGUGGGGCGGAUGUGGGGGGCUUCUUCAAGAACCCAGACCCCGAGCUGCUUGUGCGCUGGUACCAGAUGGGUGCCUACCAGCCCUUCUUCCGGGCUCAUGCGCACUUGGACACUGGGCGGCGGGAGCCGUGGCUGUUACCGGCUCAGCAUCAAGACAUCAUCAGGGAAGCCUUGGGCCACCGGUACUCCCUGCUGCCCUACUGGUACACCCUCUUCUACCACGCCCACCGGGAUGGCUUCCCUGUCAUGAGACCCCUGUGGGUGCAGUAUCCUCAGGAUGUGACCACCUUCAGCAUCGAUGACCAGUUCCUGCUUGGGGAUGCGCUCCUGGUUCACCCUGUGUCAGAUGCCGGGGCCCAUGGUGUGCAGGUCUAUCUGCCUGGCCCCGAAGAGGUGUGGUAUGACAUUCAGAGCUACCAGAAGCACCGUGGCCCACAAACUCUGUACCUGCCUGUAACUUUGAGCAGUAUCCCCGUGUUCCAGCGAGGAGGGACAAUCGUGCCCCGGUGGAUGCGUGUGCGGCGCUCCUCAGACUGCAUGAAGGAUGACCCUAUCACUCUCUUUGUCGCCCUCAGCCCCCAGGGUACGGCCCAAGGGGAGCUCUUCCUGGAUGACGGGCACACGUUCAACUACCAGACUCGCCAGGAGUUUCUGCUGCGGCGGUUCUCCUUCUCCAACAGUACACUGGUCUCCAGCUUCGCAGAUCCCCGAGGCCACUUUGAGACGCCAGUCUGGAUUGAGCGGGUGGUGAUCAUGGGAGUUGAGAAGCCUGCUGCCGUGGUGCUCCAGACCCGAGGGUCGCCUGAGAGCCGCUUGUCCUUCCAGCACGACCCCGAGACCUCUGUGCUGGUCUUGCGCAAGCCUGGCGUCAGCGUGGCCUCUGACUGGAGCAUUCUCCUGCGAUAACCCAGGGGUGGGCAUGGGGUGCUGGGGGUCACUGUCCUCUUGCCUCAGAGGCUGGCCCGCCCCAGACUUCACCUUCCUUGUCCCAGACCAGAUGCCACGAACAUCUGGGCUGAAUGAGAGGGGUGGCCUUGGACUCAGUUCCUGUGUGAUCUCCUGACCUCCCCCACUCCAUUGCUUCGCCAGUUCCAAGCCUUUCCCUCCAUUCCCUGGCAUCUCCUCAGCCCUCCUGCUCUAUCUCUUGUGUUGAUGCCUUGGAAGAAGACAAGGGGCUGAAUUUAGGGCUCUCCUCUCCCCCAUCUCUUUCCUCUCCCUGGCUCUACCCUGCCAGGCUGUUGCCCCCUCCCCACUGAUACACUGGGACCACCUUACUUGGUGAGACGGAAGGGAUCAAAGCUGCGGUUGCUGGAGAAGUCCUUUCCCUCCUCCCAGUCUCUUCUCAGUCCUGUAGUGAUGCCGCAGUUCUGACGGGGUAGCUUUGCCUCCUGUUCCUGGGGGAAAAUGUGUCCGUGCCUCCUUAUUAAGAGGGAUGGGCAUUAAACUUUUUCCUUUCUGGUCCCCUUGGGGGGAGAGUGGUGGGGGUUUCAUGGAAUCACAGUCACCUGUAUUUAUUGGUGGGGAAGAUGAUCAUGUGUGCCCAGGUUUGGCCUGAAGCCCUGGGUGGGGUUCGGCAGGACCAAUGGGGAACCACAUCGGGGGAGGGGUGGGAAGUUUUUAUUUUACCUUUUGGCCCCAACUGUGACAGGUUUUGAUAAAAGAAACAAUAAAGAGAUAAACCACACAUAA
Messenger RNA from Heterocephalus glaber (naked mole-rat), 3748 nucleotides. RefSeq names its product glucosidase II alpha subunit (gene Ganab). Gene Ontology annotation, cellular component: glucosidase II complex. Lineage: Eukaryota; Metazoa; Chordata; Mammalia; Rodentia; Bathyergidae. The record is from RefSeq and is a predicted model, not a curated record. Gene Ontology annotation, biological process: N-glycan processing; carbohydrate metabolic process. Gene Ontology annotation, molecular function: glucan 1,3-alpha-glucosidase activity; carbohydrate binding.